This is a messenger RNA of Rhagoletis zephyria (snowberry fruit fly), 3966 nucleotides long. Its product is annotated as probable phosphatase phospho2. NCBI's taxonomy places the organism in Eukaryota, Metazoa, Arthropoda, Insecta, Diptera, Tephritidae. Gene Ontology annotation, molecular function: phosphatase activity. The record is from RefSeq and is a predicted model, not a curated record.
GAAUCGGCACCUGAGAUAGGGUGUUUUUCAACCGAAUUCUAAAAUAGGGCGCGAUAAUUUCGAUAUUUUUUAUCACCCAAUAACUUUCGUUUUGGCCUCGACGUCAAAUUCCUUGAGCUUUUCGCAAAUAUAUCGUUUUUGUUGGAAAAAUUAUAAAUGUCAGUUCUAUUUAGAAAAAAACGAGAAAAAUGGAGAUUUUCUUUUCCAAAUGCGUUCCAUUCAAAAAGCUCUGGAGCGAUUUUCGAAAAAGCUGUUGUGGGUCCAGUUAACGUUCUCUGCUGGGUCUAUAGAGCAUUUCUGCAGCUAUCUUAUGAAGACCUAAAAAUGUUUCUACAGCAAAUCUUUAUAUACAGUUUUUGGGCUGAAAGAAAGACUUGAGGCGCAAUUUUUCUCAUUUUCUUCUAUAAAAUCUGUAUUAAACAUUUUUUACAAAAUGUGCCCGAACAUUGUUGAUCUGGAAGAAAUGGUUGAAAGUUGCGCACAAAAAUUCAGAAAAAUGUGAAAAGUGAGUCGUGGCUGCUGGGAGUUGGGCGAUAUUUGGAUUGUAAAACGGUCGUACGACCGGUGUAUUUUUGUCUUAAAAGCUUCAAGCGCGAAUAUCUCAUAAAGUUUUUGUACAAUUUUUUAUAAAAAAUUGUGGGUCUAUAGGGCAUGCCUGCAGCUAUCUUUUGAAGACAUAAAAAUGUUUCUACAGCAAAUCUUUAUAUACAUUUUUUGAGCUGAAAGAAAGACUUAACGCGCGAUUUUUCACAUUUUUUUCUAUAAAAUCUGUAUUAAACAUUUUUUACAAAAUGUGCCCGAAAAUUGUUGAUCUGGAAGAAAUUUCUGGCUGUAGUAAACCUACCCGAUGGUUGAAAGUUGCGCACAAAAAUUCAGAAAAAUGUUAAAGGUGAGUCCUGCCUGCUGGGAGUUGGGCGAUAUUUGGAUUGUAAAAAGGUCGUACGACCGGUGUAUUUUUGUCUUAAAAGCUUCAAGCGCGAAUUUCUCAUACAGUUUUUGUACAAUUUUUUAUAAAAAGUUGUGGGUCUAUAGUGCAAAAAUUUUCCACCCACUUAUUCACCAUUCAUACACGUGUGCAAUGUGCAAAAUUGGGAAAGCGUAACUGUAAGAAAUCAGCUGCAUGCUUGCAUUCACCCACAAGCUUUGGGUAUUUCGCAUUCGAUUGUUUAUUUCAAAAGUGAAUUCGUGCGAUGAUGGCAAACUGCAAGAUGCUCCCGCGAGUUUCGCGCCGCUUGGUCGCCUUUGAUUUCGACUGCACAGUGGUUGACGACAAUACAGACACAGUGGUGCGGGACCUGCUGCCAGCCGAUAAGUUCCCCAGCGACACCAUCAUACACAAGCAAGGAUGGCAAGAGUACAUGGCUGAGGUAUUCCGACGCUUGCAUAAGCUAUGCUACUCGCCGCAAUCGAUACGCGAAAAGAUACGCUGCAUACCGGAGGUACCUGGAUUCGUGCGGCUGCUUAAACGGCUGCACCAAGCGCCUGAGAAAAAAUAUGACCUUAUCAUCAUCAGUGACUCGAACACCAUCUUCAUAACUGAAUGGCUGGAGGCACAUGGCCUGGCAAACUGCUUCGAGAGCAUAUUCACAAACCCAGCGCACUUUGACAGCGACGGCUUGCUGCAUGUACGACCCUACCACCAUCAGACGGAGUGCAAACUGAGCGCUGCCAAUCUAUGCAAAGGCAUGAUCUUGGAACACUAUGUGGCAAAGCGAAAUCUGCGCGAUAAUACGCAUUAUGAGCGCAUCAUCUAUGUUGGGGAUGGCCACAACGACUUGUACCCGAUACUAAAAUUGCGUCACGGCGACAUAGCCUGUCCACGGCGUGACUUUGCGCUGCAUAAAAAGAUAACGACACAUCGAGAUAAAAUGGAUAUACGUGCGGAUGUAGUAAAUUGGAAAAGUGGUUUUGAAUUACUGAAACAAUUGGCAGAACGAGAUACCGCAUUGACAGAUGGGGAUGGUACAGAGGCGAGGGCUGAAUCUACUAAAAAGCCGUUAGAGUAAAUUGGCGACAUUAAACAUUUUUAAACACACUGAACUAAGUAGGUAAUCGCACUACUAAACAAGUAUCAUGGUGUAGCUGCUACUCGUAUCUGGUAAUUGUUAUUAUUGUUAUCACUAACUCAAUAUUUCCCAUAGGUGUAAAUUAAAAUUGGUAACGACUUGUGAAAGAAGUUUUAGGUGUGGGGUACAUAACGUAUAGUAUGUAUGUAUAUUUGUAAUGCUAGCAACAAAAGAAAAAAUUAUUAUAUCCACUUGCUGGACGUGCAUUGCACGCCGUGUGUGCUAAUUGAUAACACUAUACUCUAUUCAGACGUGAAAGCAAAUAGAUAUAUUUUUUAGACGUUUUAGAGAUGACGUCAAUUUUUAUCUCUUAUAUGGAAAAAUCCCAGACAGACUUCUCUAAUUUGUAAACUUAAGCUCCAAAUAUAAACAGGUCUCGGCUGAAAUGGUUUGUUCGCCCACAAGUCCUGGGAGGACGGGAAUAUUGUGCUUGCUCAUUGACGGAAGGCCGAAUUCAUCUGCCAGGUAAAAUACCGGGCACCCAUAAGCGCGAAGGAGGUCGCGAAGGAGAACAAAGGAUGUAGCGAAGGUAAACAAACGAUCUUUUUGCGCGGUAAGAAAAAGGUAAAAAGAAGUAAUAUGCAGGGGUGCUUUCUCGAUGGACAUAAAUUGCACCUAUUUGCACAUUCUUCAUUGCUACCCAAAUUAAUGAAAAGUGUUAUUAUUAAUGAUAAAUUAGUUUUUAACAUCAGAAAAAUUGAACUUAGCAAACAUUUUAUAUUGCAAAGUCAAGUACAAGCCGAAUUAUUGAUAAGGUGUUGGGGCGACAGCCUUGAUCAAAUAGAGUUUCUCAAAGCUGCCAUGUAAGUCUGGCAACACUUCCCAUGGAAAAGUCGACACCGCAACCCUGGUCCGGGGAGAACGACGAAAGGACAAAAAUUACGCCACGUUUUUUUUUGUUCCCUACUUCUGAAUGGCUUGCCGGCGAUUCUGACCGCCUGGUGUUUCAGCUGGUUUUGUUUGAUAAGAAAAAAUGCCGAGCGACGCCAAACAAAUUAUUUUUCUAGCACAAAAAAUACUAGGCGCCCAAAAGUGAGAGGUAGGCGACAGAACUAUUAUGUUCGAUUGGCGUUUCAGCGUUUUAAGCCAACGCAAAAAUAUUAGGCGCCCAGAAUUGCAGAGAAUGUCGACGAACAGGGCGGCAAACGGCAAGGAUGAUUAUUUGCGCGGGCGAAGAAUAACGCGAGCACAACAAAAUAAGAACUGAAAACGAGAGAAUUUUCUGAUCGGCAGCUUACUUACCGCUUAUGGGCGCUUGUUAUUUCAGAUGGUUUUGCUCGAUGCACAUUGCCGAAAAAAAUUUAGGGCGAUCGAUCGCGUAAGACUCGCUCGCAUACGCGACUACUGCAGGGUUAAUAGGGUUGUCAUAUUGUUUGUUGAAAACAAAUGUUUCUAGAUUUAGGUAUUUAUUCAAAGGUAUUUCAUUUGAAAGAAAUUUGAAGUUGCCAUGAGAAUAAAUAAUGAAAGUUAUGGCAUUAAAGAAUAUUUUUGUCUUUUCUGGCCGUAGUAAACUUACCCGAUGGUUGAAAGUUGCGCACAAAAAUUCAGAAAAAUGUGAAAAGUGAGUCGUGGCUGCUGGGAGUUGGGCGAUAUUUGGAUUGUAAAAAGGUCGUACGACCGGUGUAUUUUUGUCUUAAAAGCUUCAAGCGCGAAUUUCUCAUAAAGUUUUUUGUACAAUUUUUUAUAAAAAGUUGUGGGACUAUAGAGCAUGCAUGUGACGAUUCGAGCCCUGUCUUUUUCCCAUCAAUGAGCCAGUGAAGCAGGAUUCAAAUAUUAGCCAAAUAAAAGAGCUAAAGCCAAUUACGAUUUCGGUUUUAUAUGUUACUCGGUUUGGACUUUAUUUACUUCUGUUUGGAAUUUGCAGUAGAACUUCAAAUGUACAUAUGUAUGUAUGUAUGUA